Messenger RNA from Stereum hirsutum FP-91666 SS1, 1531 nucleotides. RefSeq lists its product as uncharacterized. The transcript is spliced from 11 exons. The record is from RefSeq and is a predicted model, not a curated record. The coding region runs from base 66 to 1472 and encodes 468 amino acids. Lineage: Eukaryota; Fungi; Basidiomycota; Agaricomycetes; Russulales; Stereaceae.
CUCGUGUACAAUCAGGCCGCUUGCCACGUCUGUUCUGGUCCACGGAUAGCGCGUACGGUAGGAGCAUGGAGAUCUCACCCAAUGAUCUCCUAAAACUCCCGCGCGAAAUUGCACUGCCUCUCCUCGAAAAAAUGGCCAGUGAGCUUCGGACUGCUCGACAGAAAACGCAAUGCACCGAUUCUUUAGGUCACCGCAGCCUCGAGAACGAUGUCGCCAGGCUGAAAUGGGAGAAAUGCGAACUGGAAGCCAGUCUGACUAGAGUGGAGCUGGAAAAUUCGGAUCGGCUUAAUCGGCUUGAAGAACGCGUCAACUUGGAUGUUAUAGCAGAACCUACGUUUGGGUUUGUGUAUGAGGAUCAUGAGGAACUGAGACAUAGGGUUGAAAACCAGGACCAGACCAUCGAGAAUCUCACAACAAAGAUUGCUACACUGCGGAAGAAGGCAGCGGAGCGCAAGGCAGAGAUAAAACGAUUGCAGCGAGCCAUACCAUCCGAUGCCGACGGCCAAGAUGUGACAUUGUGCGACCGAUUAGGAUCAUCAGAAUCACAGUUGACUGCCAAGGGCGAGACCAAUACAGAGGUUCUACCAGAUCUGGCUUCCACUCAGGCUCAAUUAGAGCUGGUUCACAAGCCAUGCUCGCAGGAGAACGAACUACUCGCAGAGUCUAAAGUGCAGGAAAUCUCCGGUGAAGUUGGCUACCUCUUCCCGGCACCAUGGUCCUGCUCAACGAUGAAAUGGCCUACAGACAUCGACAUUGAUGUUGUAGCAUUUAGGAAGGAGCGUUUCCGAGACCCUUGCCCAUUGUUACCUGAGAGUACAGAUCUUAAACCGUUCUCAAGUAAAGAUGAACAGCCUAGGAUAUCAUCAUCCAUUCGUCUUUCCCAUCCCAUUUUCCCUACCCACCGAAGCUCUCUUAUGCACCAUGUCCGCGGCCUUGCACGCACCCUGGCAAUACUACCCCACGAGCGACUUAUCUCCGCGGGGAAGUGGGAGCUAGUCACUCACCCCAUUGCGUGCGGAGAUGUCAUUGAGAUGACGAUACAAAUUAGCUAUUCUGAUUCGUCGUGGAUAUAUCCCGGACGCUACAAAUGCUUGUUCUUUAGCGAAGCGCCACCCAAGACCCUCUGGUCUACCAUGUCGUCUGGUCAACAGAAAUAUCUUAUAGAAUCUACUGUUGGACACCGCAACGACAUCCCAGUGCAGAAGAAAAUGGUCGCAAAGCGUUACAGGAAAGGGACUCUCAAGAUCGAUUGUUUUGGUUUUGAAAGAAUAGGUUACAAUAUCGAGCUCGAUAAGGAACUCCACGGUACUGCCAACGAAGAUUACGUGCGGCCGCAUAAACGUUCGAGUCAGAUUGCUGAGACGUCGUUCGUAGCUAGAGUUAGGAAGAGGAAAAGCGGGGACCAUGGGUUGUGCGAAGGCUCUUCGAAGCGGCACAAGGGCCCUGAGUUGGAGGCUGGACAAGGAGAGUGACCGGAUGUGGCUUUCUUAGACAUAAUGUUUCUGUUUCUGUAGCAUGACACUAGUCUCUG